Messenger RNA from Pectinophora gossypiella (pink bollworm), 900 nucleotides. Its product is annotated as calaxin. Lineage: Eukaryota; Metazoa; Arthropoda; Insecta; Lepidoptera; Gelechiidae. The coding region runs from base 2 to 808 and encodes 268 amino acids. Gene Ontology annotation, molecular function: calcium ion binding. The record is from RefSeq and is a predicted model, not a curated record. The transcript is spliced from 5 exons.
GAUGGCAUCAGAAACUAAACAAAUCAGCAUGGCGGCGAGCGCCAUCGCCCUCCGAGGAGUUCGCUUAUUCCUCAGCGCGAGCCGGGCGGCGGCGGCGCGCAGGCCUGCGCCCCCGCCCGUGGCGAAGCCCCCGCGCAAGAAGCCUGUGCUGCCGGCUAACAAGCUCCCCCAGAAAACCCUCGAGCAACUGCUGAAGACUUCUAAGUUCAACAAGAAUGAGCUGGAGGCUCUAUACACGAUGUACCGCAAGCUGGUCGCCGCUGCUCAAGCAGCUGCCCCCGCCCCAGUCAUCGGACAACCACCGCUCAAGAUUGAGGGCAUAGACCAGAACACCUUCAGAGACGUGAUGCACAAUACCUUCGACCUGGUGACAGAGGAGACCAUAGUAGACCGGGUGUGGACAACGUGGGAGCGCGGUGCGGCGGGGGGCGAAGGGGCGCUGAAGUUUGACUCCUGGGUGAAGGGGCUGAGUGUGCUGCUGAGAGGGACAGAAGACGAGAGGAGAAACCACUGCUUCGCCGUGUACGACUUGAACGCUGACGGAUACAUCACGCGCGAUGAGAUGUUUUUGUUGCUCAAAAAUUCCCUCCUGAAGCAGCCCGGAGACGAGGACCCUGAUGAGGGAGUGAGAGACCUGGUGGAGCUGGUGCUGAGGAAACUGGACGUGGAUAAGGACGGCAAAGUGUCGCCUGAGGAUUAUAAGGCAGCAGUGGAACAAGAGCCGUUACUUCUAGAAGCAUUCGGACAAUGUCUACCAUCACGACGCCAUGCUACCGCCUUCCUGAAGACCUUGAGUACAAAGCAGUAGAGUUUAGUUUACAAUAAACUAGAGUAUGUAUAAGUAUGAAAAUGAAUGUAAAUAGAAGAUAAUUGUUUAAGAAAAAACAGUGGUUGUAGAUA